UAGUUUUUCCGUUCUCGCCACAGAGGAAAAAAGUGCUCGUUUUCGACUGGCGGCGGCCGUGGAAAAGAAGUCUCAUCGUGUCAUUUUUCCUAUUUGCGAGAGCAUCAGCAUCAAGUUUUUUCCAUCGAAAAAUCGCCCAACAGUUUUUCCCGUAGACGGUGGAAUGGAGUGAAAAUUUUGGAAAAAGGUUUUCCUGUUCCGCGGACGCUUUGGUUAAAAGUGGAUUUCUAACUUUUGCGGACUAGUUAUUCGCCAAAUUCUGGCACUGGACUUUUCCUGAGGACUUUAAUUGUGUGUGCGAAAAACGGGAGUGUAGUGCUGGACGAUUUUUUCCUCCCCUUUGGAAUAUCUGCAGACAUUUUGGUGGAUCUCGAGAAAAGGGUGGAACUAUAUAGUGAUAUUAUAUUGAUGUGUUAGGAGGACUGCGCCACCUUUUCGGUAUCGAGUCAUCGAGCGACGGAAUGUGUUUUGUCCGGAUGUAGGAAGAUUGUACGGAUUUACUCGGUGAAAAAUCAUAUUGGCCGCACCACACAAAACAAAACGGCUGGUCCAAAUGCAAAAUUCUAGGAAAAAAGCCCUCUUCUAGUUAUGCAAGUUGGUGGAGUGGGAUCUCAGAACGAGCAGUUGAAGAUCGUUGUCGCUGAUUCUCCACCACAAGCAGGAGCCGUAACAGCACCACCCCCAGCACUGCCCAGAUUGUUGUCUACGACGACAGAAUCGACGAACACCUCUGCUGGCAGGAUUGUGGAGUAAGAAAGAAGAGUAGCACAGAAAAAAGUGCGGUGACGAGCACUAAGCUAAGCUGCGAGGACGACGACGAAUACGCUACCGUAGUACAAACGGCAGAAGAGUAGAACAAGAGCGAGAGACUACCUAAGACCAAAGAGGCGCGGACGAAAAAGGUCGCCGACGACGACAGCGAGUGGAGCAGAGCAGAAGGUGCAAGACCGACGUCGACGACGACGAGGUGUGUGGAAAACUUGGACAACGUAAAACGGCAUCCGAGGAACGACCUUGCGUACUGCUAGCUGGUGAAGCCGAAAUCGAAGAACAACUUGUAUGCCGCAUGGGUAUUACCAGAUCACACGAUUAGAGUAGAAAAAAUCGCAUCUCCUGGCUGGAUACAUCGUCAGGAUUCAACAUCCGAACAAAAACAUAACACGUGUUCAUUCUAUAGUUUAAAAGUUCACCAGUAACCUGUAAGUAGCGCUAAGCUUAACAAAUCGUAAAUUCUAUAUUAGUUAAAGAAAAUCCACUGCAAAGUUGCAACAUGAAUGAGCUAGAGGCCCUUAGACAGGAAGCGGAAUCGCUGAAGAAUGCAAUCCGCGACGCUCGGAAGGCAGCCUGCGAUACGUCACUGGUCCAGGCCACCAACAACCUAGAACCGAUCGGCAGGAUACAGAUGCGAACCAGGCGUACGUUGCGAGGUCAUUUAGCAAAGAUCUAUGCCAUGCACUGGGGUAGUGAUUCUAGGAAUCUGGUUUCCGCAUCCCAGGAUGGAAAGCUGAUCGUGUGGGAUUCUCACACGACCAACAAGGUCCAUGCGAUUCCUUUGCGCUCAUCGUGGGUCAUGACCUGUGCUUAUGCUCCGUCGGGUAAUUUCGUAGCGUGCGGUGGGUUGGACAAUAUUUGUUCGAUCUACAAUCUAAAGACACGGGAGGGCAACGUUCGGGUAUCGCGGGAGCUUCCGGGCCACACCGGGUACCUUUCGUGCUGCCGCUUCCUAGACGAUAAUCAAAUUGUGACGAGUUCCGGCGAUAUGUCCUGCGGGUUGUGGGACAUCGAAACCGGUCAGCAGUGUACAUCGUUCCUGGGACACACCGGAGACGUUAUGGCACUGUCCGUUUCACCGCAAUUCCGAGUGUUCGUAUCUGGAGCGUGCGAUGCCUCGGCCAAGCUCUGGGACAUUCGGGAGGGUCAGUGUAAGCAAACGUUUCCGGGUCACGAGAGCGAUAUAAACGCCGUCACAUUCUUCCCGAAUGGGCACGCGUUUGCGACCGGUUCCGAUGAUGCGACCUGCAGACUGUUCGACAUCCGGGCAGAUCAGGAACUGGCCAUGUACUCGCACGAUAACAUUAUCUGCGGCAUCACGUCGGUUGCGUUUUCCAAAUCCGGCCGCCUACUAUUGGCCGGGUAUGACGAUUUCAACUGCAACGUCUGGGACACCCUGAAAGCGGAACGUGCCGGCAUCCUAGCAGGCCACGACAACCGCGUUUCCUGUUUAGGGGUAACGGAAAAUGGCAUGGCCGUUGCCACCGGGUCGUGGGAUUCCUUCCUCCGGGUGUGGAACUAAGCGUGGUAGUCUUUUUUUAAAUAAUUAACUUUUAAUAUUAUGAUAUAAACAAUUAUAUAACUUUUUUAUAUAAAAAAGAGCAAAUCAGCGCCACAAGAAUGGAAACAUAAACACAUACUGUCGGAAGUAAUCUAUGUAGAAGAAAUGUAACAGCUAACAAAUUAAAGGGAAUUCAAAAUUUUAACAUGUAAAAUAACGAAAAAAAAAAUACAAACAUAUUUUCUUCUUAUUCGUUGUCUUAAGGAAUGUAGUUCUCAGUUAUAGACACUAAAAAAACAUAAUUAAAAAAAAAAAAGUGAAAAAACAAUGCUUCUACAAUCUAAACGGCAGUUCAUGGAGAAACAAACAAAAAAUAAGGAUAAGGUGUGAACACGUGGAAAAGGCGUCAAGCUUGCCAGUUCGUUCAAAUAAUCUAACAAUAGUACUUAUACGUGUAUUUUCUUAUUCUGUAAUUUUCUUCUAAAUAAUUAAGAACUGCAGCAUUUUUUCGGUUUUUGAAACCAAGCUUGCACAAAAGAGAAAAGUGAACAAAAACGUACAAUUAUUUAUUCACACAAAAUACACAAACACACACACAAACGCGAUAUUUUUUUCCCUUGUAACGAAAAUCGUAUAAGUAUACAUUUCACACAUUUUGCUUAAAGUAAUUCAACAUGGCGGAAGAAAAAAAAUUACCAAGCUAUGGAGAAGCCAGUGUAGCCAAUUAGAGAAUGUCCAUGUAUCAUAUAUCAUAUUGAAACAACCAACCAAACAAAAAAAAAUCUAGUCGAAUGCCUCGUAAAGUUUCGGAGUUGGAUGAAAUUAAGAAGAAAAAAAAAAUAGCGAACAAAACUGCACUGAUUCGUCGACGAAAGUAGUAGUGGAUGCAAAAUUAAAACUAACAAAAAAAAACAACAUUUACAACCAAUGAAAACCGAAAGGUCCUCAUAUAUCACACAAAAAUCUUACUUAUAGGAAACCUACUCGAACAAAAAAAAGAAACAAAUAAGAAAAUAGGACCGUUGUUGUCGCAUAAUCCAGAAAACAAAAAAAAAAAAAGAAAUUAAAAAACAUUCAAAACGACACCAACGGAAGAAGGGAACGUUUGGAAGGCGGAUGAGCGAAAAGUAUUACAAUACGGCAAUGGCGCGGCGCGGUUACUUUUUCGUGUACUUAUGUAUAUUGAAUAAGUGUUUUGUGUAUCGUAUAUACAUUUAUAGAACGUGCAGCAGACAUCAUAACAAAACAAACAACAGCAGCAACCAUUCAGAACAUGAUAAUAAAGAAAUAGAGAAAGAAAAACCAAGAGUCGAAGGAAACGUUGAAGAUUUGUUUUGGUUCUUUCAUUUGUCCGCUGUGUAACACUAGAGAAAACAACCCAUACAAACAAACAAAAAUAGAAAGUUGCAACGUUAAACUUCAUCGGAACGCAAAUAAUGAUACGCAUACCUAACCAUAUUAAUUGCAAUAGAACAAAAUGGCAAUAUAGAAUGAAUCACUUUGAAAACAUACCCCCAAAUUUAUUGUGCUUUUAUCUGAAUUCGUACGAAACUUUCUCGCCUUUGCUUGUGUUAGUUACAAAAGACUUAAUUCAUUCAAAUAAAAAUCACUUACAAAAAAAA
Messenger RNA from Uranotaenia lowii, 3894 nucleotides. Its product is annotated as guanine nucleotide-binding protein subunit beta-1. Lineage: Eukaryota; Metazoa; Arthropoda; Insecta; Diptera; Culicidae. Gene Ontology annotation, molecular function: protein binding; signaling receptor complex adaptor activity. The coding region runs from base 1271 to 2293 and encodes 340 amino acids. Gene Ontology annotation, cellular component: heterotrimeric G-protein complex; cytoplasm. Gene Ontology annotation, biological process: G protein-coupled receptor signaling pathway. The record is from RefSeq and is a predicted model, not a curated record. The transcript has 3 exons.